Elephantulus edwardii (Cape elephant shrew) is the source of this 1325-nucleotide messenger RNA. RefSeq names its product prostaglandin E synthase 3 (cytosolic) (gene PTGES3). The transcript is spliced from 7 exons. Gene Ontology annotation, molecular function: prostaglandin-E synthase activity; protein-folding chaperone binding; Hsp90 protein binding. The coding region runs from base 222 to 614 and encodes 130 amino acids. The record is from RefSeq and is a predicted model, not a curated record. NCBI's taxonomy places the organism in Eukaryota, Metazoa, Chordata, Mammalia, Macroscelidea, Macroscelididae. Gene Ontology annotation, cellular component: cytosol; nucleus. Gene Ontology annotation, biological process: protein folding; prostaglandin biosynthetic process; telomere maintenance via telomerase.
CUUCACUCUCCGACCAGGGGAGCUGCUCUCUCUGUGCGGUGCAUUCUGGGCUCCCAGGUCGAGUCCGCCGCCGCUGCCACCUUCGCCUGAGGAAAGCCAGAAGAGGCUGCAACUGGGGAGGAAAAACCUCAGGAGUCGCCACCCGAGAGGAAUCAAUCUCCGAGCAACUGCCACAGGAGAGGCCCGCCCACCCGUUCGCCCGUCCCCCUGCCCCGUUCACAAUGCAGCCUGCUUCUGCAAAAUGGUACGAUCGAAGGGACUAUGUCUUUAUUGAAUUUUGUGUUGAAGACAGUAAAGAUGUUAAUGUAAAUUUUGAGAAAUCAAAACUUACCUUCAGUUGCCUUGGAGGAAGUGAUAAUUUUAAACAUUUAAAUGAAAUUGAUCUUUUUCAUUGUAUUGAUCCAAAUGAUUCUAAGCAUAAAAGAACGGACAGAUCAAUCUUAUGUUGUUUACGAAAAGGUGAAUCUGGUCAGUCAUGGCCAAGGUUAACAAAAGAAAGAGCCAAGAUGAUGAACAACAUGGGUGGUGAUGAGGAUGUAGAUUUACCAGAAGUAGAUGGAGCAGAUGAUGACUCACAAGACAGUGAUGAUGAAAAAAUGCCAGAUCUGGAGUAAGAAAUACUGUCGUCACCACGAUUUGAGAAAGAAAAAUAACUUCUACAAGAUUUCAUAAUUGAAAGAAUUCCUGAAUUGAUAGCUCUAAAGGCAGAUUCUUAACCCAUUUUUCAAACUUUGUUUUUUUAAAGGCUUCACUAAGGGUUGAUAUGUACCAUUGUAUGGGGCAAUUUUAAGUCGGCUAAGGCAAUAUAACCUUAUGCAUGAAAAUUUUUCCCAGAUUUAAUGGAGCUGUUGGUCUUACUUAGGCAAUUGAUUCAGCAGAUGUAAUAAAUAAUAAUUUUCCUUUAUAACAUAGACCCUGAUGUGAUAGGAAGCUCUCAGCCUAGAGAAAGAAAUAAAUAUUAGACUUAUGAACUUGGACUCAAAGUGGUUGAAACAAAUUGGCUGACAUUGUUAAUUGGUAACCUGCUAUAUUUCUAUGGUGUUUCUUCAGGAUUAUUCCACUAAAGUUUUAUUUUUCAACAAAUUUAUUUCACAAUGUUGUAUGUAAGUGAUCACUUGUCAGUGUUCCAAAUAAAUCUUAGCUAAAAAUAGUGAAUGCCCUCAAUUUAGAUGGUUUUGAAGCCUGUACAUUUGGUAUUGUUUGACCCUUAAGCUUUUACAUCUUUUAGCAUGGAGGACAAAGAAAGGCUGUACAUUGAUGCUUGAGAGUCUUGUACAUUUAGACCAAAUUUGUAUUUUCACUGUCAGUAUGGCAAAUGAGUGAAA